Messenger RNA from Pteronotus mesoamericanus, 1646 nucleotides. RefSeq names its product VANGL planar cell polarity protein 2 (gene VANGL2). The transcript has 7 exons. NCBI's taxonomy places the organism in Eukaryota, Metazoa, Chordata, Mammalia, Chiroptera, Mormoopidae. The record is from RefSeq and is a predicted model, not a curated record. Gene Ontology annotation, biological process: multicellular organism development; Wnt signaling pathway, planar cell polarity pathway; establishment of planar polarity. Gene Ontology annotation, cellular component: plasma membrane. The coding region runs from base 81 to 1646 and encodes 521 amino acids.
UGAAGGAGGUGGCUGUGGGGCCCCCGCAAAGGCCCCAGCCUGUGGCCCUGGAGCGCUACAAGGCACGGCGUUCAGACGCCAUGGACACCGAAUCCCAGUACUCGGGCUAUUCCUACAAAUCGGGCCACUCCCGCAGCUCCCGCAAGCACAGGGACCGACGGGACCGACACCGCUCCAAGAGCCGAGAUGGGAAUCGUGGGGAUAAGUCCGUGACAAUCCAGGCUCCUGGGGAGCCCCUGCUGGACAAUGAGUCCACUCGAGGGGAUGAGCGGGAUGACAACUGGGGGGAAACGACCACAGUAGUAACAGGUACUUCAGAGCACAGCAUCUCCCACGAUGACCUCACGCGAAUCGCCAAGGACAUGGAGGACAGUGUCCCACUGGACUGCUCCCGUCACCUGGGGGUGGCUGCUGGCACCACGCUGGCGCUGCUCUCCUUCCUCACACCGCUGGCUUUCUUGCUGCUGCCCCCUCUGCUGUGGCGGGAGGAGUUGGAGCCCUGUGGGACAGCCUGCGAAGGCCUUUUCAUCUCUGUGGCCUUCAAGCUGCUUAUCUUGCUCCUGGGCAGCUGGGCCUUGUUCUUCCGCCGUCCAAAGGCCUCGCUGCCCCGUGUCUUCGUGCUGCGUGCCCUGCUCAUGGUGCUCGUUUUCCUGCUCGUUGUCUCUUACUGGCUCUUCUAUGGUGUGCGCAUCCUGGACGCCCGGGAGCGCAGCUAUCAGGGUGUGGUACAGUUUGCCGUGUCGCUGGUGGACGCCCUGCUCUUUGUGCACUACCUGGCGGUCGUCCUGCUGGAGUUGCGCCAACUGCAGCCUCAGUUCACACUCAAGGUUGUGCGCUCCACCGAUGGGGCCAGCCGCUUCUACAACGUGGGCCAUCUCAGCAUCCAGCGUGUGGCAGUGUGGAUCCUGGAGAAGUAUUACCAUGACUUCCCUGUCUACAACCCCGCCCUUCUCAACCUGCCCAAGUCCGUCCUGGCCAAGAAAGUGUCUGGCUUCAAGGUGUAUUCCCUUGGAGAGGAAAACAGCACCAACAACUCCACAGGCCAGUCCCGGGCUGUGAUUGCUGCAGCGGCCCGGAGGCGGGACAACAGCCACAAUGAGUACUACUACGAGGAGGCAGAGCAUGAGCGGAGGGUGCGCAAGCGGAGGGCCAGGCUUGUGGUGGCGGUGGAGGAGGCCUUCACUCACAUUAAGCGGCUGCAGGAAGAGGAGCAGAAGAACCCCAGGGAGGUGAUGGAUCCCCGGGAGGCAGCCCAGGCCAUCUUUGCAUCCAUGGCCCGUGCCAUGCAGAAGUACCUCCGGACCACCAAGCAGCAGCCUUACCACACCAUGGAGAGCAUCCUGCAACACCUGGAGUUUUGCAUUACACACGACAUGACACCCAAGGCCUUCCUGGAGCGGUACCUGGAGGCUGGGCCCACUAUCCAGUACCACAAGGAACGCUGGCUGGCCAAACAGUGGACACUGGUGAGCGAGGAGCCAGUGACCAAUGGGCUUAAGGAUGGCAUCAUUUUCCUGUUAAAGCGCCAGGACUUCAGCCUGGUGGUCAGCACCAGGAAAGUUCCCUUCUUUAAACUCUCUGAGGAGUUUGUGGACCCCAAGUCGCACAAGUUUGUUAUGCGGCUGCAGUCUGAGACCUCGGUGUGA